UCAAAGGCCACAGAAGAGAAGAUGGACUGGGGAACAUUGCAGAAGGUUUUAGGAGGUGUGAACAAACACUCCACCAGUAUUGGGAAGAUCUGGCUCACUGUCCUGUUCAUUUUCCGUGUUAUGAUCCUUGUGGUGGCUGCAGAGAGAGUCUGGGGAGACGAACAAAGUGAUUUUGUCUGCAACACUCUGCAACCUGGAUGCAAAAAUGUUUGCUAUGACUACUUCUUCCCAAUCUCUCACAUUAGACUGUGGGCCCUUCAGCUCAUCUUUGUCUCAACUCCUGCACUUCUGGUAGCCAUGCACAUUGCACACAGACGGCACGAGAAGAAAAGGCAGCUCACGAGUGGGGAGAAAGUGGAUAUUGAAGAACUGAAUAAACAGAAGUUUCAUAUUCAGGGCCCCUUGUGGUGGACGUACACCUGCAGCAUAUUCUUCAGAAUAAUCUUUGAAGCUGUCUUCAUGUAUGUGUUUUACGUAAUGUAUGAUGGAUACCAAAUGCCUCGCUUACUGAAAUGUAGCGCGUCGCCUUGCCCCAACACAGUGGAUUGCUUUGUUUCUCGACCCACUGAGAAAACAAUGUUUACUAUUUUCAUGCUUUCUGUGUCUGGGAUCUGUAUGCUGUUAAAUGUGGUUGAAAUGUGUUAUCUGGUGAUAAAAUUUUGUAUGAAAGCACCUAGGAAACCAGCAAUUUUAAAAUAG
Emys orbicularis (European pond turtle) is the source of this 699-nucleotide messenger RNA. RefSeq names its product gap junction beta-6 protein-like. Gene Ontology annotation, cellular component: connexin complex. Gene Ontology annotation, biological process: cell-cell signaling; gap junction-mediated intercellular transport. The coding region runs from base 22 to 699 and encodes 225 amino acids. The transcript has a single exon. Gene Ontology annotation, molecular function: gap junction channel activity. The record is from RefSeq and is a predicted model, not a curated record. Lineage: Eukaryota; Metazoa; Chordata; Testudines; Emydidae.